AUGAUGCAGACAAUGCUCGAUGAAGCUACAGAUCCAUGGGGUGUAAAAGUGGAACGCGUUGAAGUUAAAGAUGUACGUCUUCCUGUUCAGUUGCAACGUGCCAUGGCAGCGGAAGCUGAGGCGGCUAGAGAAGCCCGUGCAAAGGUUAUUGCUGCUGAAGGUGAAUGGAAAGCAUCAAGAGCACUCAAAGAAGCUGCAGAUGUGAUCACUUUAUCACCUUUUGCUAUACAACUAAGAUAUCUUCAAACAUUAAGCACAAUAUCAGCGGAGAAAAAUUCUACUAUUAUAUUUCCUUUACCAGUUGAUUUGGUCACACAUUUUAUGCAUAAUAAUCGUGGAUCAAAUAGCAAUAAGAAUAACAACGAUAAUAAUAAUAAUAAUAAUACCAGUACCAGUGUUAGUGGUAGUAAUAAAGCCAAAAUAACUCCACCACCUCGCCUUGUAUCUAUUAUCAGUGGGGUGAUACCGACCUCUUUGUCAGAUGCAGCAUCAAUAGGUGAUCUACCAAUUCAACAUACAUUAAAUGAUAACAAUAAUCAAUUUGAUGUUUAA
This is a messenger RNA of Heterobilharzia americana, 552 nucleotides long. The record is from the annotation of a GenBank genome assembly. Lineage: Eukaryota; Metazoa; Platyhelminthes; Trematoda; Strigeidida; Schistosomatidae.